AUGCGCAGUUUUGAAACAAUGGGAGAUUUAAAGGAUUCUCUUGAAAAAUGGCCUGCACAUGCUCUUGGAAGGUCAUAUGCCACAUCCAAUGCAUGCGUUUCAGACAGCAAAUUAAUUUCAUUGACAGAACUUGAAACUGGAAUUCCUAAUAUUGUCCCUAAACCGAAGUUUCUUGAUGGUCUUGAAAACAAAAUACACUGUGAAUUGAAAACGUUGCUGUCAGAUGACAGGGAUCUCAGGUUUCAAAUUUUCCGAGAAGCGUUUCUGUCAUUUAUCCACGAGUUUAAGACAUACAAAUCUUUCCUUUCAACCAUACACAAAGAAUACGAAGAGUAUAUAAAUUUUUACAAAGCUGAGGCACAAAAACUCAGACCAGUAAAGGAAUACCUCUGGACAAUUUCCCAAGAAUGUGAUGAACGUAUUUUGAAAAUUCAAAAUCGAGAAAGACCGGAACUCAGUAGUUUGAAAAGAGAAAUCAUAAGGUUGAGAGACAUAGUUUCUCAAUUGAAGGAGGAUAAGAUUAGUCUAGAAACUCAGGUAGAGCAUUUAACUCAAUCAGUUAAAGAAGAACAUGAUAAAUUUAGAUUUGAAUCAGAUGCAAAACUUUUAUUAAUAUCAGAAAUGAAUGCAAUGAAAGCACAGUUUGAUGAAAUGGAGGGGUCAUCUAAGCAAACACAGAGCAACCAACAUGAUGACCCAGUGUUGUUGAGAAUCGCACUAGAACAAGCAAGAAAAGCUCAGUCAGCUUCUGAAUUUGAAGCGAUUCAAUUAAAAUCUGAAUAUGUAGAUGUGAUGCCCAAAAGUCGAUAUAAUGCGUUACUGGAAGCAAAUAAUAAAUUAAAAGACGAUUAUGACAUACAAAUUCAACAAAAUGAAGAAUUGAAUGAAUCCUUAGAACUAUUAAAAAAUCAAUUAAAUGAAGUGAUGAAACAACGUGACCAGUCAGAUAUAACAGUUCAACAAUUACAAAGAGUAUCAACACCUAGACCAGAUUGGAAUGAAGUUGGACGUAAAUUUCCCGGCGGUUUAACUCGAUGGCUAGAAGAAACUGUAUCAAUGUCAUCACAAGAAAAAAUGCAUUUUCUUGUCAAUCAGUUGACAGCACAAGAUUCGGAAAAAAUUAAUUUCAAUUUAAAUGCAUACAUAAAGGAAGAACUGAAUUACAUUCCAGCAUUUUUACAAACAACUGAAGUAGAUUUUAAAGUUUCCCGACCAAUCUAUCUUCGAGAUUGUUUAUUAUUAACACAUGAAAUAUGGACAGCUAGAAAGAAUGAAAAAGAUUCAGCAAAAAUGAAACCACAAUCGAAAUCACCAUCAGGCAGUGGUGGUAUUCAAUCUGCUGUCAAAUCAUUUGAUGAAUUUCUAUGUAAUUUCUUUCAACAAACUUAUGGUGGUAUUGAACAAAUACGCAUUGAAUGGGCAUAUGGAUUUUAUGAAAUAUUAAUUAAAGAAAAAAAUAAUUAUAAAUUGACAGAAUUAAAAAUGAUCAUUGAAAAUAAAAUGGAUGAAGAAUGUCAUUGGCAUUUGGAAUCAUGGAUACAAUGGAUUAAAGAGCAAAUACUAAUAUUUAUUGAUAAUAAUUCAGUUACAAUGCCGACCAGUGAAAGUAAACAAACGAUAAUUUUAAAACAAACUUUACAUGAAGCACUGUUGAAUAUAUUUAGUCAGCAGAAUUUGAGUAAUUUAAAUACUAUAAUUCAGUCAGCUGAAGAAUACGCAAGUUUACUAUUAAAAGAUUCAUCAUUACCAAGCAUGGAUGAAGGCGAAACCAAGGAAGAUGAUGGUAUACAAACUAACGUACAAGAUAUGCUUGAUUUCAAUAAAUUAUUCAAUAAUGCAUAUGAUGAAGAUUUUAAUCCAUUCUUAAAAGAAUUAAUUUCAAUCUAUGCACAGUUGAAAACAACAUUUAUUAAUGGAAUCAUCAUUGAGCUUCAAAAAUCAGAUGGAGUACAAACCAGUAAUGUAACAUCAGUUCAAGUAAGGCGUGCAGUCGAAUCCAUAGCUCCAUCCACUGCAGUCACUUUGAAUGUCAAACCGAAAAAUGAGAAAACUGUGGCAGCACAACAACAGCCUACACUAUCGAUCGAUAUUGAAUCAAGUUUAGAAUGGUUGUUUAGAAUUAAUCCAAAUGAUUCACCGUUACAAUCUGUUGCAUUGAAUCGAUUAAUACCACGUCUUGAAGGAUGCAAUCUUUUUCGUAUUAACUAGUACGCGAAUUUAGAAUUUCAUGUUUUCCUCAUUUCUCUUAUAAUAAACUACAUUCU
Schistosoma turkestanicum is the source of this 2264-nucleotide messenger RNA. The record is from the annotation of a GenBank genome assembly. NCBI's taxonomy places the organism in Eukaryota, Metazoa, Platyhelminthes, Trematoda, Strigeidida, Schistosomatidae.